Molecule: messenger RNA, 2493 nt
Organism: Tachyglossus aculeatus (Australian echidna)
Lineage: Eukaryota; Metazoa; Chordata; Mammalia; Monotremata; Tachyglossidae
Gene: ILDR1
Product: immunoglobulin like domain containing receptor 1
Cellular component (GO): plasma membrane
Molecular function (GO): high-density lipoprotein particle receptor activity
Source: RefSeq, a predicted model, not a curated record
GGAAAAUCCUGGGAGCCGCCAUGGGGAGGGCGGGGGUGUCACCCCUGCUUCUCCUCUGUACCUGGCUGACAGGAUGCCUCUCCCUGCUGGUGACGGUGCAGGACACCGAGCGCUACGCCAUGCUCUUCGCCUCCAUCGUCCUCAAGUGCGACUACACCACUUCAGCCCAGCUGCAGGACGUUGUGGUCACUUGGCGCUUCAAGUCCUUCUGCAAAGAUCCCAUUUUUGACUACUACUCUGCCUCAUAUCAAGCGGCCCUGGCGCUGGGCCAGGACCCGUCCAACGACUGCAACGAUGGCCAGCGGGAGGUGCGGGUCGUGGCCCAGAGGCGGGGCCAGAACGAGCCGGUGCUGGGCGGGGAGUACCGUCAGCGCAAAAUCACCAUCCAGAACCGGGCAGACCUGGUGAUCAAUGAGGUUAUGUGGUGGGAUCAUGGCGUGUACUACUGUACCAUUGAGGCCCUCGGGGACACAUCAGGGGACCCCGACAAGGAAGUGAAGCUCACUGUCUUGCACUGGCUCACGGUCAUCUUCAUCCUCCUCGGAGCGGUGGUCCUGCUCGUGCUGGUUGGCGUGUGCUGGUGCCAGGGCUGCCCGCAGUGCUGUUGCUGCUACGUCCGGUGCCCCUGCUGCCCCACUCGCUGUUGCUGCCCUGAGGAAGCCCUGGCCCGGCAGCGCUACAUGAAGCAGGCUCGGUCCCUAAUGUCCCAGUUUCUGGAGCAGCCCCCGGCCUGGGGGGCCGACGGGAGCUACCGGUCUUCUUCCUACCCGCUGAACCCCCUGCUGCAGAGAGAUCUGUCCCUGCAGGCUGGCCUCCAUCCCCCGUCUGUGGGUUCCACCCGCCCACCUGCCAACGGAGUCCUGGACUAUCUGGAGAAGGAGCUGAGGAGCCUCAACCCUGCCCAGCCUCUGCCGCCCCCCCUGGCACUGCCCGCCGGGCUUGCCCAUCCUGGCAGUGUACUAUCCUCCCUGGGCCCCGAGAUCGUGGAGCGCCGGGUUAUCCAGCUGCCCCCGCUUGUCCGUGACCCCCCGCCCUCUCAGAGCACCAGUCGCACCUCCCAUCUGGCCAGGGGCCCGCGGGACCCCCGCAAGGAUAGGGGUGACAGGAGAAGGGCCCGGCCCGGUGGGUGGGGGUGGCAGGAGGAGGAGGAGAAGGACUACCCCUGCGCCGAUUUCUCCCGCAGGGCCUGGCACUGGGAGCGGGAGGCCCGGGGGACCUCAGGGAGGGUGGGCAGCCAUCGGGGGCCCAGCGGGCAUUGGAGCCCACCUGGCGGCUACUCCAGUGAGGGGUCCCAUAGGCCCCCUCCCCAUGCCCUCUCCCGGAGCCGGAGGCGCCAGCGGCACCGGGCGGACAGUCCCCCAUCCCGCCGCCCGCCCCGUGGCCCUCCUCGCCGCCGGCACCGCAGCCACUCGCCCCCGCCACCCUCCACCCGCAGCUCCUGGAGCUCUGAGGAUGAGAAGUGCCCACGCUGGCCCGGCCCCCCACCAUCACCCCGCUGGGCCGAAGAGAAGCCCCCCAGCUACCGGUCACUGGAAGUUGUUCUGGGCAAGCGGGAGCAGAGCCGGGGAAGCGUGGAGAGGCGGUCGGAGAGAAGUUCUCAGAGCGGCCGGAGCAUCAUCAUUUAGGCCACAGGUGGGCCGUCCUCCGCUCCGGGGUCCGUCCGCUCCGGCCCUGGGGCAGUUUGGGGUCGGCCAUCGCUCCGCUCAGAAGGCCGCCACCUCGGUGAGCUUCUUCCGGACCAGACUUUCCUGGGGGGGAAGCUGGGGGUGACGCCCCACCCACCUGGACCCCUGCUCUGCACCAGGGUGUGGCUUCUGCUGGGGCUUCAGGCCAGGUUGCCCUUUGACCUUCCCCUCUCUCCUCACCCCCAGGACCCAAGCACCCUUUCGGGUGUAUCCCCACUCUCGGGGUUUGCCUUGUCUGCUUUCACCGGGAGGACAGGCUCUGGAUCCUUCAACGCUGGGGAAGCGAGAGGGAGAUGUGUGUGUUGGUGCGCGCACAUGUAUGUAUGAGCAUGCAUGUGCUUGCAUACAUGUGUGCACAAGUUUGCCUGCACGGGGGUGGUUGUGCCUCCUAGGCCCGGGGGCUAGAAUGCUGUCUCCCCCUUCCCAUCCACUGCUUCCCAUCUGGAGGCUGAGCUGGGCUGGUCUGGGUCUCCUUAUGGGAAGGAAAGGUGCCUGAGGUGGGAGUGUGGGGUGGGCAGCCUGCCGGAGCCGGGGUCUUCCCAGAUCAGUGGGUGUGGGGGGCCUGAGGCCUUGGCAGGCGACUUGGGUCCAAACCCUCACCAAUGAACUUGUUUUGUGGGCCAAUGGGAGAGAAAGGAAAUGUGGUAGUGGUCGUGGGGUUGUGUGUUUAGGGGCGGAAGGGGGCUCUGGCCCCCCGGACAGGCCAGAGGGCCUGAGGUAGCCAAGCUGCUGGUUCUGCAAGUCCUCUGCACCCUUUACAGUGACAAUACUGAAUAUUCAUUUUUUCCAUUAAACCUACUUCACGCCA